Tarenaya hassleriana is the source of this 2080-nucleotide messenger RNA. RefSeq lists its product as uncharacterized. NCBI's taxonomy places the organism in Eukaryota, Viridiplantae, Streptophyta, Magnoliopsida, Brassicales, Cleomaceae. Bases 829 to 1908 code for a protein of 359 amino acids. The transcript is spliced from 5 exons. The record is from RefSeq and is a predicted model, not a curated record. Gene Ontology annotation, molecular function: phosphoprotein phosphatase activity.
UAUAAUUAUUUUGGAUGCAAAAAGGUGUUCGCCAAUUGCUUGCCACGUCAGUGUAGAAGCAGGAGGAGAAUAUGACAAAACGUUUUUUUAAAAGAAAAUCAAAAGAUGUUUGUUGUAAUUGCUUUAUUGCGCGUGGGUUUUUCCUCCACAGUUUGGCUCUAACACCUGAUCGUAUAGUUCGUGUUGAAUAUGCUUUUGCAACUAUAUAUUAUUCUGACUACAUUUCAUGAUACGCCUAACUAGAAAAUAUUCAAUUUUUUCUUUUCCAUGGACGAGAUUUUCAAAAACCAGAUAUUCGUACCAUGAAUUAAGAGAGUGAAUUCGGAUUUAGUCGCGGACGGAUAAUACGUUGGUAUUCUUCCAUUUCCCAUUCGCCCUCUCCUAUUUUCUCAUCUUGCAACCCUAUCUUUUAGGGGUCGUCAUUUUGGCUAUCAAUCGAAUAGCCGAAUCGAAAUUCGAAUGGUUACAACGAAUCUGAACUGAAUUGAAUAAAAGAAUAAUUGAAUUGAAAUUUAUAUAAAAACCGAAUGGUUAUAUGUUUUUUAUAAUCGAAAUAAUCAAACUCGAAUAUAAUCGAGUUGAAUAAAAACCGAAACAUUUUUAGAGAUCCAAUAAAACAUUUUUAGAGAUCGAACCAUUGCAAAUGUAGGAAUAUGUAGAUGUGUAUCGAAGAGUAGUUCGCAUUGGGUAUGUUUUGCAAUUAUUUCACGCUUAUAUAAAUCAUGCGAUUUCAAUUUUCAACCCAAUGAGAUGUGAGAGAAGGCCUGAAUCUAUGCAUUUCCUCUUUUGCCCCUCCAUUAAACGCACCGUUUCAGUAACAAAGAUCAAAUGAAUCCGACUCCUCUCAGCACAAUCAAUAAUACCAUGCAUGAACAAUUUACAACACUAGCGACUUUCAACACUAGCGUUUCAUUGCAUGAACUCGUAGAACUCAAUCGACAUGAAGAAACUCAAUCGACAUGUUACGUGUGUGUGUGUAUAUAUAUACGCACAACAUCAGUCCUCCCUCAUAUUCACAUGGCAAUGGCGGAGAAAAGCAAAGGCAAAGCAUCGGUUUCCGGGGUUGACGAAGAUCAUGACAGAACCGAACUUAGUUCGGUUUUGGAAAAGCUUAGUCUUGGGUCAGAGAAGACGGCGGUGAAGAAGAAGAAGAAGUUGUUGGUUCUAAGUCUUGGUGGCCUUCUUGUCCAUCGAGCCCAUGAAGCAUCCAUGCCGAAAUCAUUGAUGGGUCGUUCACCAGAUGCUACCUAUGGGUUUCAUUAUGUGUACAAGAGACCGUUCUGCGAGGAGUUCAUGAGAUUCUGUCUUGACAGAUUCGAAGUUGGGAUCUGGUCCUCUGCUAUCGAGAGAAAUGUUGAUGCCGUUCUCAACGCUGUUAUGAAGGGCUUGAAAGGGAAACUUCUCUUUGUCAUGGUUAGGUCAUGUUCAUUUCUUACUUUCGAUUCUCUGUAUAUGGUCUUGCUCGCUAGAGUUGGCUCUACUACUACUUCACACGCAUAUAUGCAGGAUCAAAAAGACUGCAUUAAUAGUGGGUUCAUGUCUUUGGAGAAGAAGACCAAGCCUCUUUUUUUCAAGGAUCUGUCCAGAGUGUUUCGGAAGGUCAACAGUAGGGCAGGGAAGCCUGUGUACUCUUGUGUGAACACUCUCAUGAUUGAUGAUACACCCUACAAAGCCUUUCUCAACCCUGGUAACUGUGGCAUAUUCCCUGUUGCCUUUGAUCCUGGCAAUGAUGAAGAUGACUUGCUUGAUCCCGAAGGAGAGUUGUGUUCGUAUUUGGAUGAACUGGCGGAUGCUUCAGAUGUUCAGGAUUAUGUCAGGAAUCAUCCUUUUGGUCAGCCAGAGAUCGGCCCGACUCACCCGCAUUGGCGUUUCUACACAAGAGUUGCUGCUGCCGUCAACAAAAUCUAGGGGGAUACAAUCUCGUCAUGUCCCUUUCUUUUGUGUUUUGAUGUUCUAAUUCUGUGUUUGCUCUUACCCGUUGUCGGCUGUGGUUAAGUUUGGUGAUUUGGAUAUCUGCUUUUGUUGUCAUGUUCUUUAUCUUGUUUCUUUAUUUCUGGUUGCGUGGUUUAUGUUGUGUCUC